Messenger RNA from Lemur catta (Ring-tailed lemur), 1194 nucleotides. RefSeq names its product acyl-CoA thioesterase 8 (gene ACOT8). Gene Ontology annotation, biological process: fatty acid catabolic process; acyl-CoA metabolic process. The record is from RefSeq and is a predicted model, not a curated record. The transcript is spliced from 6 exons. Gene Ontology annotation, cellular component: peroxisomal matrix. Bases 234 to 1079 code for a protein of 281 amino acids. Lineage: Eukaryota; Metazoa; Chordata; Mammalia; Primates; Lemuridae. Gene Ontology annotation, molecular function: fatty acyl-CoA hydrolase activity.
CCACACCCUGGCCCUGGAGCUCCCCACUGGGCCCAAGGAGGUGCUGGUACUUCUUCUGCCACCGGCGGCACACCAUGGCUUCACCAACGGGCUGCUGGCUGGUGUGCAAAAGGGCCAAAAUGUGCCGGCACGGCAGGUGGUACCACUGUUGAAAGGAACAGCUGCAGCUACAGCCAUCUUUGCUAACCUGGUGAGAGUCCUCUAGCAGCUGAACGUCCACUGAGGAGCCAGCCAUGUCCACCAGAGGAAGGCAUUACUGGGUGCCCGUCACCAAGCGGCUGUUUGGGGGUCAGAUCGUGGGCCAGGCCCUGGUGGCUGCGGCCAAGUCUGUGAGUGAAGACGUCCACGUGCACUCCCUGCACUGCUAUUUUGUUCGGGCAGGGGACCCAAAGGUGCCAGUGCUGUACCAGGUGGAGCGGACGCGAACAGGGUCAAGCUUCUUGGUGCGCUCCGUGAAGGCUGUGCAACAUGGCAAGCCCAUCUUCAUCUGCCAGGCCUCCUUCCAGCACACCCAGCCCAGCCCCGUGCAGCACCAGUUCUCCAUGCCCACUGUGCCACCCCCGGAAAAGCUGCUUGACUACGAGGCCUUCAUUGACCAGUGUUUAAGGGACCCUAACCUCCAAGAGAAGUAUUCAGUGGUGCUGAACAGAAUUACUGCCCAGGAGGUACCCAUUGAAAUCAAGCCAGUGAACCCAUCCACCUUGAGCCAGCUGCAGAAAUUGGAGCCUAAACAGAUGUUCUGGGUGCGAGCCCGGGGCUAUAUUGGGGAGGGCGACAUCAAGAUGCACUGCUGCGUGGCCGCCUAUAUCUCGGACUAUGCCUUCCUGGGUACCGCGCUGCUGCCCCACCUGUGGCAGUAUAAGGCGCACUUCAUGGUCUCGCUGGACCACUCUAUGUGGUUCCACGCCCCCUUCCGAGCUGACCACUGGAUGCUGUAUGAGUGCGAGAGCCCCUGGGCUGGUGGUUCUCGGGGGCUGGUCCAUGGACGGCUGUGGCGUCGGGAUGGAGUCCUGGCUGUGUCCUGUGCCCAGGAGGGCGUGAUCCGAGUAAAGCCUCAGGUCUCAAAGAGCAAGUUAUAACCUGAGGCACCACUUGGCCUGGAGCUUCAAGGACCUCCCUUCCACCACCGCUCCUAAGGCAGGAGUUACAGUCCUUCUGGCCUUCAAAUCCAAUAAAGAGACUGAUACCACUGGA